Hypoxylon trugodes is the source of this 3518-nucleotide messenger RNA. Its product is annotated as APG9-domain-containing protein. The transcript has 4 exons. NCBI's taxonomy places the organism in Eukaryota, Fungi, Ascomycota, Sordariomycetes, Xylariales, Hypoxylaceae. Gene Ontology annotation, biological process: autophagy of mitochondrion; protein localization to phagophore assembly site. Gene Ontology annotation, cellular component: autophagosome; phagophore assembly site. The coding region runs from base 429 to 3194 and encodes 921 amino acids. The record is from RefSeq and is a predicted model, not a curated record.
AACCUUAGUCCGAUAAGGCCUAUUGAAUGGCGCGUGGCUGCCUCCUAGUAGUGGAGUUCUACCGGAAGCACGUCUAAGUCAUAAGGUCGGAUUCGACAAUUCAGGGUCCAGAUGACCAUCACAUAUUCCAUAUUCUAUUCUUGAUAUCUUCGCAAACACUUUUGAAUCAGAAGACUUUAUCAUCAUAACUUCUGACAUGUAGCAUAAGGAUAAUAGCCUUUAUAUACGUACAGGUACAUGCAUAGGUACAUCAGUUGGCUCCAACUUAGAGAGAGCCUUGGAGAGCAAGCUUAACUUCGGCGCUGCAUAUGCAGUAGGUAAUUAACAACCGACUUAUAGUUUAUUCUUGUUGUUGAGAGACACGCUGAUGAAGCUCCCAAAACAAACGGACUUAGAUGGUGAUUCCGAUACACUCAUGAGUCGACACGAUGCCUCCCAACCUCUUUUCCCGUCUCGUUUCCAACGAUAAUAGAUCCCCAUACGAACGACUUAGAGAUGAUCCAGACGGCGACGUCGAAAGUAGAGCAGGGUUAGAUUUAGAUGAAGAGAACCUAGCACAUAAUUUCCACGAUGACGAACUCGAUCCUAACGAGGGCCUCGGCCUUGACGAUAGCCGUGUCUCCACCCCACGUAGCCCUAUCGCUACUACCAGCGAAGCCCGUCACAAUCCAAUAAGAACAGGCAGGCGGGAUACAAGACCACGAUGGCUUAUGUCCGAGGACGAUGGAGAUAACGACGUUCCAGCCUCGCUCCUAGUGGAAGGACCCGACGACAUCGCUGCGAAGCCGAGCACGCCUAGGGUCAGCCCUCAACAGACACGAAAUCCCCGACGCAGCUCCACAAACCGGAGGAUACAAGCGCAGUGGGAAACUGCACAGGCACAUCAAAAACUACAUCAAGAUGACGAAUAUGGUUCCUCAGCUGCUCAACCUCAGGUAGCCGGGACCACGAAGCGGCCGGGGUUCGCCGGUAGUCCCAGAGAUAAGGCUAUGUUUAGAUGGGCUAACGUCUCCAAUCUCGACGUCUUCAUCAGGGAUGUUUAUGAUUACUACUUAGGAGCUGGAAUGUGGUGCAUUUUACUAGAAAGAUUUCUACAUUUACUGAAAGUGGCGUUCGUAGCAACCCUACUUACUGUAUUAUCACAAUGCAUAGACUAUAGCAAGCUUCGGGAGAGCAAGAGCCUCUCCCAAAUCAUGAUCCCCCAGUGCACCAAACACAUGUGGGGGAUCUGGAAUUUGAGUCUCUGGGUUUGCAGUUUCUAUUUCGUAUGGAAGACCAUCCAGUGGGUCCUAGACAUUCCACGAUUAAUGCACAUUCGGGAUUUCUUCGUUUACCUCCUAGAAAUCCCCGAAGAAGACAUGCAAACCGUCUCUUGGCAGGAUGUAGUAUCCAAGAUUACUGCCCUCCGCGAUGAAAACGUCAAGACUGCCACCAAUAUUACGCCAUCCCAACGGAAAUUCUUGUCGAAACAGUUGGGACAACACAUGGCUAGUCAAUCAAAAGAAAGGCUUGACGCUCACGAUAUCGCCAACAGGCUCAUGAGACGAGAAAACUACAUUAUCGCACUAUUUAACAAGGACAUACUGGAUCUUACGGCUCCCAUUCCGUUUAUGAGGAAUCGGCAACUAUUUUCAAAAUCGCUCGAAUGGACUGUUCAAUUCGGAGUAUUAGACCUCGUCUUCAAUGAAGGUGGCCAAGUUCACCAGCGAGUCUUAAAGUCUGACCACCGAGGUCACUUGAGUAAAGAAAUGCAGACGAGAUUCGCUUUUGCUGCCGUAAUGAAUCUCCUUUUCGCCCCUUUUGCCGCUUCCGCUCUUGUUAUCGACUUCAUCUUUACUUAUUACAACGAAUUCAAAACCAAUACCUCAUCGUUAGGAGCACGACAGUACACGCCACUUGCAAGAUGGAAAUUUCGCGAGUUUAAUGAACUCCCACAUCUUUUCGAGGAACGUCUCAAUAUGUCAUACCCCUUUGCCAAGCACUAUAUCGACCAAUUCCCAAAGAAAAAGACCGAGUCAGCUGCUCGUACCAUCCAGUUUUUCUCUGGUGCUCUAAUAGCCGUCAUGGCCAUUGUCGGGUUCUCCGAUCCGGAAAUGUUUGUGGACUUCGAUCUAUUCCCUGGGAUGAACGCGUUUGCCUUCCUCGCACUCAUGACUACCGUAUGGGCAGUAGCUCGUGGGAUGAUUUCGGAAGAGAAUGAUGUGUUCGAUCCCGAAUUCGCGAUGCAGAACGUCAUCGAAUAUACACAUUACCAACCAGAUCAAUGGAAGGGGAGACUUCAUAGUUACGAGGUAAAGGCAGAAUUUUCAGAGCUUUACAAGGCGAGAAUCAUUAUCUUCCUCGAGGAGAUCUUCGGCGUCUUGGUUACACCCCUGGUACUAUUCUUUAGCUUGCCGAAGUGUAGUGAUCAGAUCAUUGAUUUCUUCCGCGAGUUCACGAUCCACGUCGAUGGACUAGGAUACGUUUGCUCAUUCGCCGUCUUCGACUUCCAAAAGGACCAACGUACCACGAGACAACCGCAAGGGAAUAUGAACGAUGCACGUGAGGACUACUACGCCACUAAGCACGGAAAGAUGCAAGCCUCAGUACAUGGUUUCCUAGAUAAUUACGUCUACCAUCCCAGAACUGGCCUUCCUGGCUCGCACGCUUUAGGACCAGCUGGGCGACACCAAUUCCACCCCCCGCCUACCUUUCCCGGCUUAAUGUCACCGACGCUCGCUGCAGAUAUGCGUUCAUCUCGGAUAUUACCCAAUGACAGGCCUAGGAGUCGAGCGCCCGGUGGAACGCAGCAGCAUCCAGGCCGAACGCCGCGAUUCGGCCCAGCUAUUGCACCGUCUCCAAUGGCAUCGAUGCUUCUCGAUCCUCAUCACCAGCCUUCUUCUUCAUUCACGCGCACACCACAACGGGCACGUCAACGCGGUGGGUAUCACGGCGAUAGGGAUAUCAUAGAAGAAUCCCUCGAAGAUGGUGCCUCCAGAAGCGUCAUCCGCCGACACGACACGGGCUACACGGACGAUGGCGAUGUCGAGGAGAGCGUAGCACGCUUAGGCGAAUCGACAUGGGAAGGAUCGCCGCGCCGAGGGCUAAGUAGGGAAGCCAGCAACGCGACAACGGACGGAGAUGAGGGACCCGGCGUUGUUACGAUGCUGAAGCAAUUCCAGCAGGUGCAUAUGGACCGACGGGGAGUCAUGUGAUGUGAAAGAGCUUUAGCAAACAACGUGAAAUACAACUAGCAUAGGCGCGGCGCGAUUCAGUUCAGGUAAUAGGAACUUAGGAAUAGGGAUGGGGAAAUGGAUAGGAGUUAUGGUGUUUAGACUGCAAGAGGAACCUGCCUACACGUCUAGGUUAGCUGGUAUACAGCAGUGCUACUGGUAUAGAAAGAUAACCCAUAUACAUGCUUAUACUUCGCUAACAGAGCAUAAAGUUGGUCGAAAACGGGGUCUCGGUCUAUGAAUUAAGUAUAAGCACGUUGGAGCAGGUAAGUUAUUAUAUAGCAGUACCAUUGAGGCAAUGGCGAU